Lucilia sericata (common green bottle fly) is the source of this 4615-nucleotide messenger RNA. RefSeq names its product glutamic acid-rich protein-like. The record is from RefSeq and is a predicted model, not a curated record. The transcript is spliced from 8 exons. Bases 2015 to 4282 code for a protein of 755 amino acids. Gene Ontology annotation, cellular component: nucleus. NCBI's taxonomy places the organism in Eukaryota, Metazoa, Arthropoda, Insecta, Diptera, Calliphoridae.
GCUGUUAAUUUUUGUCGGCGCAGAUCUCUGAUUUGACAAAGUCGCCAUUUUUUUCCUGCAAAGCAUACGGAAAAUUAUCAUCAAUUGAAAAUAAGAAAAAAAAGCUAAAAAUAUUGUUUAAUUUGUGCAUAAAAUUAACAAAAGCGUGUGGAAAUUAUAAAUAUUGUUCAUAAUUAAUAAUUAUAAAACAAGUUUUUUAAAAACAGAAAAUGGUACGAGGUUACAAUAGAGGUUAUAAUAACCGCGGUGGUGGCAGCUCUUCCCAUCGUGGAUCAUCUUAUCGUUCUUCAAACUACAAUAGCGGAGGACGCAUGCAUAAUAACGGACGUUCAUCAGAUCGUUAUGGAGGCAGUAGUGGUGGAGGACGUUAUAAUUCUGGAGGUCACGGUGGCAGCAGCAGUAGUCACUAUGAUUCACGUAAUCGUGAUCGUUUUAAUAGCUCUAGCAGCAGUCGGCAUGAUUCAAGUCAUAAACGCAGUUACAAUAGGGACUCCUCACGUGAUCGUUCCACCGAUAUGAAAAGAUCUCGUCAAGACAGUUUUAUUUAGAAAGAGCACAAAAAUAUCGAAACAGUGAUUAAAAAAGCUGUAAUAUUUCUUUAUUGAUCAAACAUGCCUGGAUAUUAUGUAUAAAAUGAAUGUAUCAAAAAAAAUACAUAAAAUCUUUACACACCAAUAGCAAUGCUCUCCGCUACAAUGAUUGAUAGACAAAAAAGCACAAGAGAGCUUAUUGGGUUGACAUUAAAAUUAAAGCUAUUAAUAGCAUAUUUGCCCAAUGAAAAAAGGCUUCAAAAAGUAUCCUCCAAAAUCAGAAAUCAUGUCUACUAUCUACUACCUAAUAACUACCUCUACUCUACCUAAUUAUCUACUACUACCACUACUACUGUAUAAAUAUCUCUGUAUUGUUGGUUAUUAAAACAAGACAACCUUUAGCAAAAUUGAGCCAAACUGCCUAGAAUAUAAUCUAAAUAAUUACUGUAAUUUAAAAGAAGUUUUGCAGAGAAAAACUUACAGCGAAUAAACAUAAAAGCAUUUUUCAUUUUAUAUGUAUUUCCAAAUGCCGAAAAGCGUGUCUUACCAAAUAAAACAGAUCAGAUCCAUAAUGCGAAUGAAGAUUCUAUUUCUAUAAUAUCACUACCAAAAUCAAUACUACUACUACUACUAGCACUACUGUAAUCAUUGUUGCUAUAAAUGUAUGUUAAAUAAUGUAUUUAAUAAUGAAACGCAAGUCAAGGCUAGAGUGCAUUCGAAUGACCAUCAUGUAUCAUGUAACGAAAACAAUACUUUUAAUGUAGAAACAAAAACAGAAACCGAAUCAUUAUGUUGUUGUGAACACUAAAAUUCUUAUAAAAAACAAUGGUAAAAUUUGGUUUGAUAAAUUUCCUCCUUAAAUAGAAAAUAUCUAUAAAAAUAUAAAUAAAAACUAUAACUAUGUAUGUAUGAAGGCUUCCUGAAGCUCCCAAAGCACCCUCUUAUGUUGUUAUUAUCAAAUCGACUGCUACUACUACUACUACCACUUCCCACAUUCUAAGCAAAACCAAUAAAUCAAAUAAUCAUAGUUCUAGACUGAGACUAAGAGCAAUAAAACGCGUAUCUAAUAAUGACCAGAAUAACAUUAAUCAAUCAUUUAAUAGAAUCACAAUCAAAUGAAUAGAAACAAAAAUGUAAAACUGUAUUAUAGUUGUGUUGUUGUAACAUACAUGAUAAUACAAUAGUCAAGCAACUCUAGAAAUUCGACUAUCAAAAGUUCUUAAAGACAAAUUAUGUUCUUGUUGUUGUUGUUGUUUUGUUCAAAAAGAUACACAAACAAACAAUUUAAAUAAAAAUAAACUCGUCUACAAAUCUAUUCUCAUCAUCUGGUAUAAAUCUAGGAUUAUAGACGUACAUCAUCAACGGGUAGAGGUAAUCGUACCCCACCACCACCUCCACCACCAACGGUAUCAUCCACAUCACGUGGUGGCAACUCAUCGAGACAUAGUGAUCGUGAUAACUCCAAGCCCAGACAUCGUUCUCCCAUGGGACCACCACCAUCGAAAAGAGCACCAGUACGCAGUGGUUUUGUCUCACGCAUACGUGGUUCCAGCACCAGAGGUGGUGCUCGUACAGGACGUGGAGGUUCAGGUCGUAUUGUGCGCCGUGAAUCGAAUGAUUUGCGUAUAAUGAGACGUAAACUAAUGUAUGCCCAACAGAAAGAUCGUGCACGUGUCUUGAAAAUUGCACGUUUAACGAGCUCUCUUAGACGACGUCGUCUUGAUAGAAAUUCCUCCAAGAGUCCACGUAGAUCUUCAAGGAGUAAUAAGAGGAAUGCCUCAUCCAGCGAGGAUGAGGAUGAUGAAGGUGAGAAGAAGAAAUCGAAACGCAAGCAUAGCGACAAUGAAGAUGACGACGAGGACGAGGCGGAGAAUGAGGACAAAGAUGAGAAUGAGGAAGGUGGUGAAACGAAAAAACGCAGUAAAUCCAAACGUGCAAAAUCUUCGGAAAAAUCCAAUGCAGAAGAUGAGGAAGAGGACGAGACUUCGGCCGCCCGAGAAGGCGGUGACAACGACGAACAUGAAGAAGAGGGUGGUGACGACGAAGAAAUUGAUGACAGCAAGUCACAAGCCGAUAAGGAUAAAGAACAUACAGAGGGUGAAGAGGGAGCCGAUAAAGCCGACGAUGCCGAUGAUAAUGAUGUAGACGCAGAUAAGACAACCACCGAAGCGGAUGGUGAAAAGACUGAAAAGAAAGAAGGUAAGAAAAAGGAAUCAGGAGAUAGCAGCUCAACGAAAAAGGAUAAAUCAUCAACGAGUGCCAAGAAAUCCUCGUCUAGCUCGGCGUCAAAGAAAAAGGAUGACAAGGAUAAAGAGGACAAAGAGAGAAAGAGUAAGAAAUCAUCACGUAGCGAUGAUGAAGAUGACUCUAAGGAUCGCAAAUCCCGUAAUUCCAGACGUGAUGAACGCAGCAGUCCCUCAAGACGUGGCGGUAAUUCACGUUUCAUUAAAUUAACCUGUAUACACUGUCACAUGAAGUGUGUUACAUUUAAGGAAUAUUCUUAUCACUUGAAUUCUCGUACACACAAAAUGGCCUUAAGACAAAUUGCUAUGCGCCAAAGAGCCCACCUUUUAAGAUUACGUGCUCGCCAACGGGCCGCUCAAAAAGAACUCGAAGAGAAAUCUAAGGAAAGCUAUGAAUCGAAAUUCUGUCAUCUUUGUCGUUUACACUAUAGGCAACCGAAAGCUAAGCAUCAACUGUCGGAACAUCAUAAAAUUAUGAAAAAAUUCCUUAUGCCAUAUUGCUCCACUUGUCAUUUGGCUUUCAAGAGUCCUAUAUUGUAUGAGACUCAUCGUUGUUCUUUGGAACAUAUAAGGAACAAGGCCCGCAAACAAGACUCGGAUACGGAAAAUAGCGGCGACGAAGAAAUGCGUGAAAUUGAUUUGAAUAAAUUCAUGACUGUCGACUCAGUGGGAGAAAUUGAUGAAGAAAUGGAUGCUGACAUGGAAGCUUUACUCAAUGAAACCCAAACAAAUGAGGAGAACAGUGAAGAGAGCGAAGAAAAAGAGAGAACACCAGUGGGAGCUGAAUUUGUUAAGGAAAUCACUGCUUUCUAUUGUGAAAUCUGUGAACAUUAUUCUGCUGACAAGGGUACAUUGGAAGCUUAUACUAAGAAACAUUGUCUACAACGAUCCCACUUGAAGGCCUACUUACGUCACAAGGAAGAAGAGAAACAAGCUAAGAAACGCAAGGAGGCUCGGGAACGCAAGAAGUCAGAAUCAGAUAAAAAAGAAGAAGGUGAUAAAAAGGAAAAGAGUGAAAAAGACAAUGAAGAUGAGGAAGAGGUAGAGGCACAUGAACAACAAGAGGAGGAAGAACAUGAGGAAACUAAAGCCAAUGGUGCGGAGGGAGAGGAAGAAGAACCGGAUCAUGAUGAACAUGAUAAUGAUGAAAAGGAAGGUCAAGAAGAUAAAUUAUGGGAGGAUGUUGACAAGGAUUUGGGAGAUUUACUCCGAGAGGUAGAACCGCAUGAACGUGAUGAGGAUGAAGAAGAAAAUGAUUCUGUAUUAAAUAUAGACAUUGAAAGUGAAAAACAUAAAACUAAAGAAGUGAAUGGCAAAAAAGAUGAAGUUAAAGAGGAAAAACCAGAAGAAGCAGAAACUGAAGAGGACAAGAACAAAGACGAAGUAGAAGUUAAAAAAGAUAAGGCUGUUGCUGCUGCCGCAGCCACACCCUCAAAGCCCAAGCCAAAACGUACCACAAAGGCAGCCACAUCAACGCCAGCAGCUAAAGAAGCUGAAGUUAAAGAAUAAAUUACUAAAAUUAAGACAUUAACUGGUUUGCAACUAAUUUGUUAUAUAUUCUUUUAAAACGUUUUCCUUAAUAUUUCGCCAACAUUAUAGGGCCAGUAAUUUUUUAUUCCAAACUCUGAAAGAAAAGCAAUUGGGUUAAAAAUUUUUUCUAACACAUAUAAAAAAAAUUUCUGUCUCAACUUGUAUUUACUUCACCUCAUUUCUUUUAUUUUUUAUAGGUAUUUGAAAAUUACCUAACAUCUUUUUUUUAUUUGUAUUUUUAUUAUAAUUUUCUCACUUUUUUUUUAAAGAUAUAAGCAACAAGCAAACAAAUAGACCUAACAACUUGUGAAU